AUGUUCGAACUUGGCUACAGUAACAUUCGUGACCAGCAGGUUGCUAAGUGUGGCCCAUGCACGAAUGCUCAGGUUUGCGAGGAGCUAUGUCAUAAUUGCGGUCAUUACCGUGCCAUUGACCAGUUUGCCAGAAACCAACGGAAUCGCGAGAACCCGAUCUGCCAGCCCUGCAUGAACUACCAGAUGUCCCUCGAUCCUGUCGAUUCUGUCGAUAAACCUCUUGCAAUAACGGACAAAGUUGUCGUUGAGGAUAAGGGAGAGGACGAGGAAGAGGAGCUCAACUCUGAAUCUGCGGGUCGGUCUGGGUCUGUGGGACACGCUGAGUCCGUCGAUCUCUUUAGCUCUCAGAGUCAGCCGGAGAGCCUGGAGCAGGUCAUCGAGACAGCUCUUGUUCUGCACGAUGAUUCCACGGAUAGUGACAGUAGUGGGAACCGGAGCGGCUUUGCAAGAGUCAAGGUGGGUGACUUCAUUCCAACAGAACUUCUAUCGCUCUGA
This is a messenger RNA of Penicillium egyptiacum, 495 nucleotides long. NCBI's taxonomy places the organism in Eukaryota, Fungi, Ascomycota, Eurotiomycetes, Eurotiales, Aspergillaceae. The record is from the annotation of a GenBank genome assembly.